Messenger RNA from Rana temporaria (common frog), 1190 nucleotides. RefSeq lists its product as uncharacterized. Bases 165 to 1187 code for a protein of 340 amino acids. NCBI's taxonomy places the organism in Eukaryota, Metazoa, Chordata, Amphibia, Anura, Ranidae. Gene Ontology annotation, molecular function: protein binding. The record is from RefSeq and is a predicted model, not a curated record. The transcript is spliced from 6 exons.
CUGUCAACAGCGUUCCAGCACUGAUGCAUGCGCAGAAUGAGCUCGGAAACGAAAGCGUGUGUAUGAUUUGUGUGUGGGAACGGCUGUGCGUGAAUUGGUUUCCGGUCGGAAUCUGUGGAAUGUUGGACAGAGCGGUGCUCACUGUAUUGUAGUUCGUAGGAAACAUGGAGUUUGCCUUCUGUUUCGAGGACUCGGUGUUCUCAGAGAGUAGGGACCGGAGUGCGGGGAGAGAGGUGUCCUAUACAGCCAAGCAGUGUGAGCCUCAGUGGUUCACUGAAGACGUGAAAUGUGAUGACCCCACUGAUGAGCAAACAGUGCUGAAAUUCCGGGCAGACUGGUCAUACAGGCAGAAAAACUUUCUGAAAGCAUUUGAUGAGUACAGCAGCUGCUAUGAGCUUCUACCGGCUACCAAUAAUGGAAUGAGAAGGGAUGUGCAGGAAAGCCAGGCACGCUGCUUAAUCCACAUGGGGAGAUUUCCAGAAGCCCUAGAGACUGCACAAGCUCUGAUGAAAGGCGUUAACAACACGGAUCACUUGACAGUUGCAUUGAAUCUCCAGGUCUCCAUUCACAACCAUCUGGGGAAUUUGAAGGAAGUGGUUUCUUGUUUGCAACAGUUGGUCACCUUGCACUCAUUCAAUCCUUAUUUCUGGAUAUCGCUGGCUGAAUCAUACAGAAGUCUGUCAUUUGCUUCCUCCCACUGUAGAAAUGGAUCAGUUCAAUUCAGUGAGCCUUCAUUGAGAGAACAUUUUUGUGAUAAUUCCAUUAGAACAGUGGACACUGCUAACAUGAUACAGAGACAUUGUAGUAACACUAACACAAGUCCCUCAGUAUUAGAAUGCUGCAGGAAUAGCACGCAGCUGUGGAUCUGGUCAUGUGCAUCCUUCAUCAGAGCAAGAAUUCUCCUGCAUUUUAUUCAGCCCCAGCAGUCUUCCUUUGCGUUGGACCAUAAUCUAAAGACUCAAAGUUAUAUAGAGGAGCAGUUAAAUCAGAUGGGUUUAGCAGAAGAGUCUCAAAGUUUAAUAACACAUGUUAUGGGUGAAGAUCUUUUAGCGGAAAGAAUACAAGAAGAGGGACAGAUUGAUACAAAAAAUACUCUGGCACUGAAUACUUUCACAAUGCCAACCGAUACCGAGUUCAAAGAGAAGUGGUUUCAAAAAAUCCAGACGCUGCUUUUGGUCCAUGGUUAAAAA